UUACUUCCCUUCGAACUUUUCUCUUUCUUUUUUCCGUAGGCCGAUUCGUCACUUCUUCAACUUCAACUUAAAAUUACUUUGAAUUUUCGUUAACUUAGUGGAUAUGGAAAAGGCGAAUUUGCCCACUGAGAAAGCUAUCGAACCAAACGAAGAUGCCAGACAACCCAUGUGCAACCAAACAUCUGAAACACCAGCCAUGCCUACUGAUGGUGAAAUUAAGAAGAGGAAAAAACAAAAGAUUACAUUUGCAAAGUCAGAAAACACUGAAAAAACUUGCUCUCAAAGCAGCACAGGCACAUACAAAGAAGCCUUAAGCCAGCCAGCGCCGGGCCUCUCUCACCGGCAGAAGAUGCUGUGGCUGCAGAAGCGGCGCGGCGUCGGGCUGUGGGUGCUGUGUGACGACUGCGAGCGCUGGCGGUACCUGGCUGAUGUGCUGGACCGGCAUGAGCUGCCGAAUAGGUGGUAUUGUCGGUUUAAUCCUGACAAAACAAUGGCGGACUGCUCAAUCCCCGAAUCCCCACUCCGAGUCAGAGACGAAGAAGACCUCAUCCACAGCGAGUAUUCAGCCGGGUCGGUGGUGUGGGCGCGGCUGCCGGGCUGGCCGUGGUGGCCCGCCAUGGUGGACGAUUGUCCCGAUACUGAGCAGUUCUACUGGCUGGAUGGAUUCUCUGAUAUACCGACAUACUACAACGUAGUAUUUUUCGAUGCAGCCGACGCGACGAGAGCUUGGAUUACGCCUGAGAACUUGAAGCCGUUCCUUGACAACAAAAAGUCUUUCAGAAAAUUACAGAAGGGCAAAAACAAACAGCGGUUGCAAGCAGCUGUAUCGCAGGCCGAUGAUGCGGCAACCCUGUCUGUACCGAAACGCCUAGAGAAGUAUAGCUUUAUUGCCAGAUACAAUGGGACUAUUGGAACCCCGAAAAAAAUAAGCAAGAAUGUCCUGCAAAAAUACCAAAAGCGCUUGCAAAAGAAGUAUAACAUACAAUUCCCGAUAGAAGGAUCUUCAGAAUCUGAGGAUGAUAUUCCUGAUAGUCCGCCUUUGAGGAGAAAGAAUAACAACGUUAUUAUAGUCGGUACUCCUAAAAGUUCCAAGGAAUCCAAGAAAGUAAAAACUUGUGAAACGGAUCCUCAGAAACUGAGUGCCAUUGUAGAAAAUACCAUUGACAACCUUCAGGAUUCGUUGUUGCAGUCACAAAUCGUAAAUGGUGCAAGUCAAAUAAGUGAAAUUCCUUCUACAAAUGAUGAGACCACUGAAAAUAUUUUCAAAGAGCCGAAUUCCAUGAUUGCACAAGUGGGAACAAACAAUCCUUCAGCUAAACUUCUUGAGAUUGACAAUGCUUUGAAACUGUCUGUACCAGAAACGAUGACUCAGUCGGAGCCGGCUACUAAUGAUACUGAUCCUGACUUCGACAUUCGCAUUGCACCUUCACCAAGCAGUGACGACUUUGAGUUCUAGGCAUGUUACCUUUGAAGAAAAAAUUUAUGUUUUUUUUAUUAACUAUAUUUUUAUAUCUUUACAUAAUAAGUGUAUCCAUAGUACUUAUAAAAUACUUUACUUAAGUAACUACCUUGUUAUAAUGAAUUCUGUGACAAAAAGUUUAACCAUUUAAAUAUAAGCUACCUAUCACAUAGACUUAGUAUAUAUCUAUGACCUAUCAUAGAUUUAUAAUAAACGUUAUUAAAUGUAAGGAUACCUAUUAUAGGUAGGUAUUUUUGAAGUGGACGCCCAAUAAAUAUAUGAUUUGUA
Plutella xylostella (diamondback moth) is the source of this 1747-nucleotide messenger RNA. RefSeq lists its product as uncharacterized. The record is from RefSeq and is a predicted model, not a curated record. Gene Ontology annotation, cellular component: nucleus. Gene Ontology annotation, molecular function: zinc ion binding. NCBI's taxonomy places the organism in Eukaryota, Metazoa, Arthropoda, Insecta, Lepidoptera, Plutellidae.